GCUAACCGACAAACUAGGAAAUGUCCCUCUGCUGGCCAGAAUGUUAGCAUUCUCAGAGAAUGGAGCUUUGGGUUUCCUUUGGAUUGCUUGUGCCUUCAUCUCUACACUGGUUGAGCAGGGAACAGAAGGAUUUUUGUGUAGCAACGGGGUCUCCCUGCCGCCUGACAAUGUGUGUGACUUCACAGACCAAUGUGGGGAUGGAAGUGAUGAACAGCAGUGUUGGACUUAUGAAAGAUGUGAUUUUGAGAAUGGACUCUGUAGUAUGACACAGGAUCAGAGUCUGCAGCUUGGCUGGAUGAGGAGAAAUGGGAUGGAUAUUCUAGCACCUCCAUUUCAUGACCACAGUGGUGACAAGUCUGCCCAUUUCCUGUCACUGGUCCCUCAGUUGAAAUCUACUUCCUCAAAUUUAAGAACCAGGAUAUUUCUUCCUACAAAUGACCAGCUUGCUUGUCAGAUUACCUUUUAUUACUUCUCCAGUCAAGUGAGUGGCAAAUUAACAGCAGGACUUCAAACUGCAUGUGACAGUCCUGUUCAGCAUUUAUGGCAACAGAACACAGCUGGCCUUCAUAAUCAGUGGGAGAGAAAGGUCAUUAAAAUUGAGAGCUCCCAGAAAUUUCAGGUUGUUUUUCAAGGUAAAGUAAAUCCAACCUAUAAACAGGAUGAAGUUCUAGCUAUUGAUGAUAUAUCUUUCAGUUCAGGCUGCUUGCCUGCAAAUGAUACAAAUUUGCCAUGUCAAGAAACAUCCCGAGCUGAGCAGGAGCUGUGCCACCAUGAUACAAGUCUCUGCAGAUUUGAAUCUUCCAAUGAAGGACUGAGGUUGUGUAAGGUCUGUGGUUUUGAAUUUGACAUGUGCAACUGGGCAUCAGAAGCACCUGAUGGGCACAUUUCCUGGACACGCACAAAAGCAAAAGAAGUCCCUGCAUUACAGUCUCCACCUCAGGAGGACCAGAGUGGUAAUGAUGAAGGCUACUACAUGUGGUUAGGGACUAAGCCUGAGUCUACUCUGAACCCCAUAGAGAGCAGGGCUUACCUCAGUAGCUCUGUGUGUCACUGCUUGGGUGAGAGCUGCCACCUGCAGUUCUAUUAUUCAAUGGAAAACAGUGUUCUGAGAGUAAGACUUUACAACGCAAAGGAAGAAGAAAUGUUUUGGACCUACAACACAUCAACUCACAGACAAUGGGUGAAAGCACAUAUACUAAUACCAAAAGGAAUGAAGACAUUUAAGAUUGUCUUUGAAGGGACCACUUUGAACCAGAAGGGCUUUCUUGGGCUGGAUCAGAUCUGGGUCUACACCUGCACACAGGCCCCAUCCACAGCAUUGUGCUCUGCCUGGGAAUUCACUUGUACAAGCGGCCAGUGCAUCCCCCGAGAGUCUGUCUGUGAUUCUUGGCAAGACUGUUCUGAUCAGAGUGAUGAAGACCCUUUCCGUUGCUCAAAUCGUCUCACCUGUGACUUUGAGUCUGGCUUCUGUGGCUGGGAGCCACAUCUCCUGGAGGAUUCACGCUGGGAGUUGGUGAAAGGACUGGCCAGUGAACAGCACCAGCUUCCUGAAGCUGAUCAUCCAAGAAACACAAACCAUGGGUCAUUUAUUUAUUUUGGAGCACAGCAGUCGCCUGGAGUGGCUAAGCUUGGAAGUCCUGUCCUUAUAAAAUCACUCACUACUUCUAUCCCAUGUCAGGUCCAGUUCUGGUAUUAUUUGUCCCAGCGUUCUUAUCUCUGGGUAUUUACAAGAACAUCACUGGAUGGAAAUUUGCAAAUGCAAGGUAAUCUGAUUGGAGAUUCUGACUCUCAGUGGAGACAAGCAAAAGUCAAUCUGUACGCAAAGGCUGGAGAAUCUACUUUGCCUUUUCAGGUAAUUUUAGAAGCUACUGUUUUGUCAUCAAAUGCUACUGCUUCUCUAGAUAACAUCAGUAUAUCUCAGGAAUGUAGAAUUUCACACAAGCCACUUCCAGGUACCAGUGUACUAGACACAUUUUCCAGAUGUGACUUUGAAGCCAAUAAUUGUGGUUGGUUUGAAGCCAUCAGUGGCGAUCAUUUCGACUGGGUCUGGAGCUCUCGAGGUGACCUUUCUGCUGAUGCUGAGCAACAGGCCCCACCUGGGGAUCAUACUCAUGGCACAACUCAAGGGAAUUUUAUGUUCAUUCUGAAGGAAAGCAAUAGCCUGUCACAAGUUGCUAAGCUCCAGAGCCCAACUUUCAGCCAAGCAGGACCUGGAUGUAUGCUUUCCUUCUGGUUUUAUAACUACGGCCUUUCUGUGGGAGCAGCUGAGCUGCAGCUUCACUUGGAAAAGUCCGGAGACUCCACUGUCCUCUGGAGAGUCUUAUAUAACCAAGGCAACCAGUGGUCCCAGGCUACCAUUCAGCUUGGGCGCCUCGCUCAACCCUUCCACUUGUCACUAAAUAAAGUCAGUUUGGGCAUUUACAAUGGGGUCUCUGCUAUUGAUGACAUCAGAUUUGAAAACUGUACUCUGCCCCACUCUGUGGAGAGCUGUGAAGGGCCAGAUAACUUCUGGUGUGAACACACCAAAGCCUGUAUAGAGAGGCUCCAUGUAUGUGACCUGGUAGAUGACUGCGGUGAUAAUACUGAUGAGAAUGACUGCACGCCUGCGCUUCAGUGUAACUUUGAAAAUGGAAUCUGUAACUGGGAACAAGCUACAGAUGAUGACUUUGAUUGGACCAGGAACCAGGGCCCAACCACAACCCCUAACACAGGCCCAAUGAAGGAUAAUACUUUGGGCACAGCAAAGGGGCACUAUCUCUACAUAGAAUCUUCAGAACCUCAGGUGUUCCAGAACACAGCUGCUUUACUCAGCCCGAUCUUGAAUGCCACGACCCCAGAAGGCUGCACCUUCCGCUUCUACUACCACAUGUUCGGGAAGCACAUAUACAGGCUGGCCGUCUACCAGCGAGUCUGGAGUAACACAAAGGGCCAGCUGCUCUGGCAGAUAUUUGGGAACCAAGGCAACAGAUGGAUGAGGCAGCACCUCCACAUUUCCAGCAGACAGCCCAUUCAGAUUGUGAUGGAGGCCUCAGUGGGAGAUGGCUUUACUGGAGACAUUGCAGUUGAUGAUCUGUCAUUUAUGGACUGUACCCUCUAUCCUGGUAAUUUGCCCGUGGACCUUCCAGCUCCACCAGAAACUUCAGUUCCAGUGACAUUACCUCCACACAACUGUACAGACAGUGAGUUUGUCUGCAGAUCCAGUGGUCACUGCGUUAAAAAAAUCCAAGUGUGUGAUUUCAGAUAUGACUGCUUUGACAAAUCAGAUGAAUCAUCCUGUGUUAUGGAAGUUUGUACUUUCGAAAAAAGAAAUCUCUGUAAAUGGUAUCAGCCAGUCCCUGAAAAUUUAAUCCAAGAUUCAAACACGUUCAGGUGGGGACUUGGUAAUGGAAUCAGUAUUCAUCACGGGGAGGAAGACCACAGGCCAUCAGUAGAUCAUACAAGAAAUACUAUAUACGCUUGGUACCUGUAUGCUGACAGCUCAAAUGGAAAAUUCGGUGAUGUGGCUGACAUCCUCACUCCUAUGAUUUCACGUACAGGACCACAGUGCACCUUGGUCUUCUGGACUCAUAUGAAUGGUGCCACCGUGGGCUCUCUGCAGGUACUUAGCAAGAAGGACAAUGCUACUGCUAAACUGUGGGCUCAAAAUGGACAGCAAGGUGCAGAGUGGAAAAAAGUAGAAGUGUUUCUGGGUGUUCAUUCACAUAUACAGAUUGUCUUUAGGGCAAAACGUGGUAUCAGCUACAUGGGAGAUGUAGCUCUGGAUGAUAUUUCCUUUCAGGACUGCUCCCCACUCCUUAACCUAGUCAGGAAGUGCACUGCUCAGGAAUUCAUGUGUGCCAACAAGCACUGCAUUGCAAAGGACAAGCUGUGUGAUUUUGUGAAUGAUUGUGCUGAUAAUUCAGAUGAGACUGCUGUCAUUUGCAGUACUUCCAGUGGACGCUGUGAUUUUGAAUUUGAUCUUUGUUCCUGGGAACAGGAUCAGGACGACGACUUUGACUGGAAUCUGAAAGCUGCUAGCACCCCAGCUCUAGGCACUGAGCCAGCUGCUGAUCACACCUUACGCAAUUCUUCUGGCCAUUACAUCUUCAUAAAAAGCUGGUUCCCCCAACAACCCAUGAGAGCAGCCAGGAUCUCAAGCCCUGUCAUAAGCAGAAGCAGCAAAAACUGCAAGAUAAUCUUUCACUAUCACAUGUAUGGGGAUGGCAUUGGGGCACUCACCUUAAUCCAGGAAUCAGUGUCAAACCAGACAAAGGUUCUACUUAAUCUCACUGGAGAACAAGGCAACUUCUGGCAGAAGAAAGAGCUCUCCCUGUCUGGAGAUGAGGACUUCCGACUCAAAUUUGAGGGUAUAGUUGGAAAUGGCCACCGUGGUGAUAUUGCACUUGAUGACAUUGUGCUUACAAAGAACUGUCUAUUAUCCCACCAUCCUGUGGAGGAAGAUACAGCACCACCUCUUCCAGCAGGUCACUGUCCACAUGGCUAUCUGGAAUGUCAUAAUGGGAAAUGUUAUAGUCCUGAACAAAGCUGCAAUUUUGUAGAUGACUGUGGAGAUUAUACUGAUGAAAAUGAAUGUGGCAGCUCCUGUACUUUUGAAAAAGGCUGGUGUGGCUGGCAGAACUCACUGGCGGAAAACUUUGAUUGGGUUUUGGGGGUUGGCUCUCAUCAGAGCCUCAGACCUCCCAGAGACCACACACUUGGAGAUGGAAAUGGACACUUCCUGUACCUGGAGGCCACUCCAGUGGGUCUUCAAGGUGAAGCAGCCCAUCUCAGGAGCACUGUGUGGCAGGAAUCCAGCACCACCUGCACCCUGAGCUUCUGGUAUUUCAUAUCCACAAAGGCCACAGGUUCCAUUCAGAUUCUCAUUAAGACAGAGAAAGGAGUAUCAAAAGUAUGGCAGGAAAGUGAGCAGAGCUCUGGUGCUUGUUGGCAAAAGGCUAUCAUCCUGCUUGGGAAGUUAAGGAAUUUUGAAGUCAUAUUUCAAGGCAUCAGAACAAGGGAUCUAGGAGGAGGAGCUGCAAUUGAUGACAUUGAAUUUCAAAACUGCAUGACUGAGGGAGAGACUCUUGAGACAUGCCCAGAAACUACUGAUUUUUUGUGCCAAGAUAAGACCUGUAUUGCAUCCCACCUUGUUUGUGACUAUAAACCAGACUGUCUGGAUGGAUCUGAUGAAGCUCAGUGUGGCCAGUAUACAAGCACAACAGGAAGCUGCAGUUUUGAAGCAGCUUCUGGAAACUGGACCACAGCCUGUGGCCUUAUUCAAGACGCUCAGGAAGACUCCAGCUGGGCCAUAGGCAGCAGCACUGAAGCACAGACUCCAGACUCUGAUCAUACACCAGGCAGCGGUCGGAAUUUCCUGUAUGUUAUGUCUUCUGGCCACAAAGAAGGAUAUCCUGCAAGAAUCAUCACCUCCCAGUACUUCCCAGCAAGCCUUGGGCUGUGUGCUGUACGGUUCUGGUUCUACAUGGUCGAUCCCAAGAGUAUGGGAGUAUUAAAGGUGUAUACCAUUGAGGAAUCUGGACUAAACAUCGUGAUGUGGUCAGUGAUCAGAAAUAAGAGGAUGGGGUGGCUGUAUGGACAUGCAACUCUCUCCAGUUACGGUCCAUUUAAGGUGGCAUUUGAAGCCGAUUUGGAUGGAAGUGAACACAUUCUUAUUGCCCUUGAUGAUAUCUCCUUUACACCAGAAUGUAUAUCCGGAGGUUUGGUCACACCACAGCCAUCUCUUUGUGACUCCCAUCUUUUCUCUUGUAUCUACAAACCCCAGUGCAUCCCCCUCUCAGGGAAAUGCGAUGGGCAGGAUGACUGCUUGGAUGGAACUGAUGAAAUGGAUUGUCCUCUUAGCCUCCCUCCUCCUCAGCUCUGUGGUGAAAUGGAGUUCCAGUGCUCUACCCACCAGUGUGUCCCAGCCCUCCUGCUUUGUGACGGGGUUCCUGACUGUCCCCUAAAUGAAGAUGAAUCCAGCUGCUCCUCAGCCAGUGAGAGCUGUCCUGAUGGAGGCUUGGUGUGCGCCUCCUCCAACAGCUGUAUCCCCGCCCACCAGCGCUGUGACGGCUUUGUCCACUGCAUGGAGUUCCAGCUUGAUGAGUCCAGCUGUUCAGAGUGUCCAAGAGAUUACUGCAAAAAUCAUGGGACAUGUGUCGUGGAGAAAACCGGUCCUGUGUGUCGAUGUGUGCAAGGAUGGAGAGGAAACCGGUGUCACAUGCAGCUUGGCCCUCCUAUGGGAGGCUCCUCCUACACUCAGAAUAAUAUAUGGACUCUCCUGGGUAUUGGAUUAGCUUUCCUCAUGACUCACAUCAUAGUUGCAGUCUUGUGUUUUCUUGCCAACAGGAAGGUGCCAAGGAAAAUCAAAAGAAGUGUUAACUGUGCAUUUGUCAAUCCAGUUUAUGGGAAUUGGAACAACCCAGAGAAAACAGAGAGUUCAGUCUACUCUUUCUCAAACCCAUUAUAUGGCAGAAUGCCAGGAAGCUUGGAGACCAUACGUGAUCACCUCAAAUAGCGUCAUCAAGACCACCUACAAUCUGCUAUGUAUAGUUGAUGGAAAUUUCCAGUCUCUGAAAUUUGAUAGAAAUUCACCUUAUGCAAUGGUAAAAAUAGAAGGGGUUCAGAGUGCUAGUGUAAUUAUUACAGUCAUGAAUAAAUUUUCUUACUGAAUAUGUUGAAAGUUUUCUUGGAAUAUGAAUCAGAACUGUAUCUUCAUUAUACAUCUGAAUAUUUUAAUAAAACGUGCUACUUAA
Molecule: messenger RNA, 6731 nt
Organism: Erinaceus europaeus (western European hedgehog)
Lineage: Eukaryota; Metazoa; Chordata; Mammalia; Eulipotyphla; Erinaceidae
Gene: MALRD1
Product: MAM and LDL receptor class A domain containing 1
Exons: 40
Coding region: 41-6493 (2150 amino acids)
Cellular component (GO): membrane
Molecular function (GO): protein binding
Source: RefSeq, a predicted model, not a curated record